GUGAUGGAAAAGAAAGAAUAUCUUUUACGUACCCCCCCAGUUUGGCAACCUUUUUUGAAAUGAUACAAAGUAAAAUGUCUCUGUUCAGAAAAGAAAAAUUAACUUCUAAUGAAUUUUAUAAUCAGUGGAGUUAUAGGAAUGAACAUAAAAAGAAAAAGCUAAACAAUAAAUUUUUAAAUAGAGUAAAAACUCUCGACAAAACUCUAAAUCUAAAUAAAGAAUUUUUUGUUCUGAAUGUACUCGAAAAAAGAACUAGAUUGUGUAAUGAUAAGACUAAAAAAGAAUACUUAACAAAAAUAUAUGAUCCUUUCUUGAAUGGACCCUACCGGGGACGGAUCAAAAAAUUGUUUACACCUUCAAUCAUAAAUGAAGCUUCUAUAAAAAAUUACAUAGAAAGGGUUUGUAUAAAUAAAAUUCAUGGUAUCCUUCUUAUUAUUAAUUACUUAGAAUUUGAACAAAAAACAAAUCCAUUUGAUAUAAAUGAUAGAAAAUCAUUAGUAACAGAAAUCGGUUAUUUAUUGAAUUUAAUCAAUGAAUUGGCUGUAAAAUCAACAUCAAGUUUAAAUUUUCAAAGAAUUUUUUUAGUUCCAGAACACGAACAAGUAAGAAUUCAUUCAGAGGAUCAAUUUAAAAUUUUAAAUUUUUUAUUCGAUGCAGUUAGAACUGUUCCGAACGAUAAAACAAUAAAAAAAAAAUCUAUUGAAAUAAAAGAAAUUAAUAAAAAAGUUCCUCGGUGGUCAUACAAAUUAAUCACCGAUUUAGAACAACAAGAGGGAGAAACCGAGGAAAGUGUGGUAGAGGAUCAUGAGAUUCGUUCAAGAAAAGCCAAACGCGUAGUAAUUUUUACUGAUAACCACCAGAAUACUGAUGCUUAUACCAAUACCCAAGAAACUAAUAAUACUGAUCAAACAGCCGAAAUUGCUUUAAUACGUUAUUCACAACAACCGGACUUUCGUCGAGACAUAAUCAAAGGCUCUAUGCGCGCUCAAAGGCGUAAAACAGAUACUUGGAAACUUUUUCAAGCAAAUUUGCCUUCCCCCCUUUUUUUGGGCCGAAUAGACAAAUCUUUUUUUUUUUUUUUUGAUAUUUCAGCGCGUAUGAAAAUAAUUUUUAGAAAUUGGAUGCGGAAAAACACAGAAUUUUUGGAUUAAAAAAAGAAAAAAACAAAAGAAAGCGAGAAAAAAAAAGAAGAGGACAAAAAAGAAGAAGACAAAAGAAAGGAGAAAGCGCGUAUAGAAAUAGCAGAAGCCUGGGAUAGUAUUUUACUUGCUCAAGUACUAAGAGGUUUUUUGUUAGUAACCCUAUCAAUUCUUAGAAAAUAUAUUAUAUUACCUUCAUUGAUAAUAGCUAAAAAUAUAGUCCGUAUACUAUUAUUUCAAUUUCCUGAAUGGUCUGAGGAUUUAAAGGAUUGGAAUAGAGAAAUGCAUAUUAAAUGUACCUAUAAUGGCGUUCAAUUAUCAGAAAAAGAAUUUCCAAAAAACUGGUUAACAGACGGUAUUCAGAUCAAGAUCCUAUUUCCUUUUAGUCUUAAACCUUGGCACAGAUCUAAACUACAAGCCCCUUAUAAUGAUCCAAUGAAAAAAAAGGAUCAAAAAAACGAUUUUUGCUUUUUAACAGUUUUUGGAAUGGAAACGGAACUACCUUUUGGUUCUCCCAGAAAAAAACUUUCAUUUUUUGAACCCAUUUUUAAAGAACUAAAAAAAAAAUUUAAAAAAUUGAAAAAGAAAUGUUUUAUAAUUCUAAGAAUUUUAAAAGAACAAAAAAAAUUGUUUCUAAAUGUCUCAAAAGAAACAAAAAAAUGGAUCAUUAAAAGCAUUCUGUUUAUAAAAGAAAUAAUAAAAGAACUCUCAAAAAUAAACCCAAUUAUAUUAUUUGGAUUUGGAUUGAGAGAAAUAGAAGUAUAUGAAUUGAGUGAAACUAAAAAAGAUUCGAUAAUUGGUAAUCGGAUGAUUCAUGAAUCGUCGAUUCAAAUUAUAUCUCAGGGUUGGACAAAUUAUUCAUUAACAGAAAAAAAAAUUCAAGAUCUAACUGAUAGAACAAAUACAAUCAUAAAUCAAAUAGAAAAAAUUACAAAAGAAAAUAAAAAAGGAAUUCCAGAUAUAAAUUUUAGUUCUAACAAAAUAAGUUAUGAUGAUAAAGGAUCAGAAUCACAAAAAAAUAUUUGGCGGAUAUUAAAAAGACAAAAUGUUAGAUUAAUCCGUAAGUCACAUUAUUUUAUAAAAUAUUUCAUUGAAAGGAUAUACAUAGAUAUCUUUCUAUGUAUCAUUAAUAUUCCUAGCAUCAAUACACAACUUUUUCUUGAAUCAACAAAAAAAAUUAUUUAUAAAUACAUUAACGAUAAUGAAGCAAAUCACGAAAGAAUUGAUAAAACAAAUCAAAGUGUAAUUCCCUUUAUUUCGACUAUAAAAAAGUCAUUUACUAAUAUUAGUAAUAAGAAUUCAAAGACUUUUUGCAACUUAUCUUACUUUUCACAAGCAUAUGUAUUUUACAAAUUAUCACAAACUCAACCUAUUAACUUAUAUAAGUUAAAAUCUGUAUUUCAAUAUAACGGAAUGUCUCUUUUUCUUAAGAAUGAAAUAAAGGAUUUUUUUGUUGUAACACAA
Messenger RNA from Prunus mume (Japanese apricot), 2603 nucleotides. NCBI's taxonomy places the organism in Eukaryota, Viridiplantae, Streptophyta, Magnoliopsida, Rosales, Rosaceae. The record is from RefSeq and is a predicted model, not a curated record.